UGUCACAGAGAGAACAGUUCACUUAAAUGCAGCUGCAGUAUUUUUGUGUGAUACCUGUCAGAAUCAUUCCCAGUGCGAAUUUGGGUUUGUGACCAUGAUGUCAAGAUUUGUCUGUCUUCUUUUCUGUGGAUAUAUUGCACUAAACCUGGGAAAUGCUCAGAAAUUGCCAAGAGUGAAAAGGCAGAGUCUGAAGGUUCAGAUCAAUGCAACAGAUGACACCGUUUGCAUGAGAUAUCUCCGACCAAGUCAAAACACCAAACUAGAAGGUUUUGUCCUGGGUUAUGGAAGCAACUUCUUUUCUAAUCAGUACAUUCCUUUACCUUCAGAAGGAAAAAACUAUGUAACAGAACUUGAUGCAGAACCACGGUAUUUGGUUUCAGUAAGACCAGCACGUGUUUCAAACAAGAAAUCUUGUUCAGGUCGGACCAAGACACAAAAGCCUCUGCAGCUGGUAGUUGGCACUCUCACCCCAACCUCUGUGUUUCUCUCUUGGGGCAUCCUAGUCAACCCUCAACAUGACUGGACAGCAACAAGUAACUGUGCUAGUGACAGGUUCUAUACAGUUCGCUACAGAGAAAAGGGUAAAGACAAGAAAUGGGUUUUUCAGCUCUGCCCAGUUACAGAGACUGUGAUUGACAAUUUGAAGCCAAACACACAGUAUGAAUUUGGAGUUAAAGACAAUGUAGAUGAUAGUAUUUGGAGCAAGACUUUCAAUCAUAAGACAGUUCUCUCUAAUAAAAAAGUAAAUGGGCAAUUCCAGAAUAUGUACAAGUUGGUACCCAAUUCCCAAACACAGCUUAUACUGAGUGAUAAUAAGAAGUUGGUCCCAGUCACAAUAAUCAAACAAGUUAUUCAAAAUCGGACGCAGCCAAAAACACCAGACAGUUCUUCUCUCCCAGGAGCAAUAUUAGUGCACCUUAUUGUUCCAGGCCUCAAUGAAAGUCAGCAGAAACUUCCUCCUCUCCUUACAAUAGAUGGCUUAUCUCCAGCAUCCAGGAAAAAACUGGCUCAGAAUGAAACUGGAGUAUGGCCUGCUGAAUCCAAAACACCAGAAGUUCAAGAAAUCUCCCCACAGUCCCUUCCAGCUCAGGCUGAGAAAAGACAUGGACCUGAGGAAUUUAAAUCAACGCCUAAACCCAAAUUGGUGCAAACUCAAAACAUACCGGCUUCUAAUGACAUACAGCUACUUCCUUCUGGAUCCAGAAUCUCCGAUGCUCCAAAAACUUCAUUGACAGAACGUGCUACUCAGAGUCCAGCCUUGAAACCCCUAACUCUACCUUCUGCAGAAGCCAGAGAGAUGGAAAUGGAUUUAGGUGAAAGGAAGACUCUUCCUUCAAGAUUCACAACAUCUGGCAUACCAGAAAUGCCACCAAUCUCAUCUGGUAAUAACAUCUCUCCUCAUUGUAGUUCUCCUGACAUCUA
This is a messenger RNA of Corapipo altera (White-ruffed manakin), 1422 nucleotides long. Its product is annotated as target of Nesh-SH3-like. Lineage: Eukaryota; Metazoa; Chordata; Aves; Passeriformes; Pipridae. The record is from RefSeq and is a predicted model, not a curated record. The annotation marks the transcript as partial. Gene Ontology annotation, molecular function: protein binding. Gene Ontology annotation, biological process: positive regulation of cell-substrate adhesion; extracellular matrix organization. The transcript is spliced from 14 exons.